Penicillium canescens is the source of this 2280-nucleotide messenger RNA. RefSeq lists its product as uncharacterized. The transcript is spliced from 3 exons. The record is from RefSeq and is a predicted model, not a curated record. Gene Ontology annotation, molecular function: transmembrane monodehydroascorbate reductase activity. The coding region runs from base 1 to 2280 and encodes 759 amino acids. Lineage: Eukaryota; Fungi; Ascomycota; Eurotiomycetes; Eurotiales; Aspergillaceae.
AUGUCAGUCUCAGACCUCGCCGCUGCGGGGAGUAACACAUACUCGUCAAACACCCUACAUGUUGGAGAUGGCACCUGGGACUCGGGGCGAGAUACCUUCUUGCUACCCAAUUUGAUGGGCGUCAAUUUUGAGACGAUGCGAUACAAUGGCAUGGGCAAUCGUUUCAAAGAUAUGGCCGGGUACCAUUCCAUUAUCAUCGCGCACGGCGUUAUUGCAGCAAUCGUUUUCUUGGGCAUCGUGCCCAUAUCAACCCUAAUAAUUCGAUACUACUCCCGAUGGAACCCAUACUGGGCAUUUAAAUUGCACGCCUGGGGUCAGGCGCUGACUCUGCUCUUGAGCACUGUCGUGUUUGUGCUUGGAUGGUUUGCUGUCGGGCCAGAAAGAAGCCUGACCAACCCUCACCAUGGAAUUGGCCUGGCAAUCUACGUUUUGGUUAUUUUCCAGGUGCUCUGGGGCUGGUUCGUGCACAAGGUGGAGAGCAAAAGACAACGAGUUCAUGUCCCCUUGAAGCUGGUGUUUCACCGGUGGAUGGGCCGUGCCCUCGUCAUCCUGGGCAUUGUUCAGAUCCCAUUGGGACUUACACUUUACGGCUCGCCCAAGGUCCUUUUCAUCUUGUUCGCUCUUGCCGCCUUUGCCUACCUGGUUGCUUACUUUAUACUCUCUUAUCGGUAUGAUACCGAAGGAUAUCAUAUGGGGAGUGAACAUGGCGGUGGUCAUAGUCAUUACACUGGACCGUCAGAGGUCUCGGAACACCAUGGGGGUGGACAUGUGGGUGAAGCACUCGCUGGUGGUGCUAUGGCCGCUGGCCUGGCUUCUAUGUUCCGACGACGUCCUCGCAGUCGCCACGCCAGUCAGGUCUACGAGGAGUCCCGCACCUCUGUUUCGGAUGAGAAAUACUCAAAUGAACCUUCGCACCAUGGUGGUGGUUUCGGUAAGAAACUCUUCGAAAUUGGCGCAUUAGCCGGGGCUGGUCUUUUGGCCAAGAAGUGGUGGGAUCGUCGAAAGAAGCGUGAAGAUGAUGCCGAGUCAGGUCGGUAUAGACCCGCUCCUCACUCGCGCACUCAUAGCUACACAGACGAGUCGCUUAGCAGGAUGGAAGAUGGCCGACCAGAGCCAAGCCAUCGAACGCCACUUAAUCGACCGCCGAGCCGUCCGCCGAGCAGAUCGCAGAGCCCGGGCUCAUCUUACUAUUACAACAGUACAUACUUCACCGAGCCACCCAGGCGGAGGUCAUCUGGCAUCAAAGAUGCGGUUUUGGGCGUCGGUGCUUUUGCUGCCGUGAAGAAAUUGUUUAGCCGUGGCAACAAGGAAGAUGAAGAGAAACAACGGUUGGAGGAGGUUCGCCGCCGAGACGACAUUGAUGAAUCAUUACAAAGAGCAAACAGCAAACGACGUCCUCAGGGAGAAGGAAGCUUCUACCCAAGAAGAAGGACCAGCUCGUACUCUGAAAGCGAUCUCACUGAAACAGACCUGACCCGCCCCCCUCGACAUGCAUCACAUGGGGAGUCUCUCCUCACUGCUGAGCCUAUGGCAUCCGGCGCUGUUCAUAGUAGCAUGGUCUCAGAUAUGCCACCCCCGAUGCCGCCAGCUCACCAACAAUUCUCGGGUGACUUGCGGCCUGAACGUCCCCCCUCUCGUCACUCCCGUCUUUCCCACGAUGCAACAGAGCUAGCUGCACCUGUUGCCGCCGGAGCAGCACUCGGAGCAGCCUCUCGCCACAGCCGAAGCAACAGCCGACACCGCGAUGAUCAUGUCGAGUCACCACCAGUAUCUGUCAAAGUCAAGAUGCACAACGAUGGACGACAUGUAACCCUUCGCCGACUGACAGAAGAAGAAGCAGCGGCAAGUCGCGAAGCCCGCCGCAGAGAAAGACGCCACUCUCGCCGUCGCAACAGCAGUAUAGGCUCCCUAUCCGGCCACGAAGACGCCCAUGAUGAUCGCUGGCGCCGCGUCGAAGAAAUGGAACGCCGACAGGACGCGGAAACACGACGCCAACAAGCCGCUGCAGGCGUUGCCCCCCUCGCUCCCCCACAAGCAACUAUGGCCCCCUCAUCCUCAUGGGCAGCGCCCCAAUCCCAAGUCAGCCUAAUGCCGCCGCCCCCUCCUAUCCCCAACCCUGCACCUUCGAGCAUGCCCUACGGCCCCGGUAGUAUCACCUCCCCUACAUAUACAGGCACCGACGUCAGCGGUUCAUACGCGAAUAACCGCCGUCGCAGACGUGCCGAGCGAGCCCGUACCCGCCAAGAAAGGCAGCAAGCGCAUGGUGUGGAGUUCACCUAA